AUGACAGACAAAAUCGGAGAGAAACAACUCUACAAGAAACUGAAGUCGAAAUUCGUCGGUCUUGGAGACGCAGACACUCAGCGUAAAGAAUUCCUUCAAAACGUGAAAAUCGAUACUUACUCUACAUUGGCUACGCAUGAUUCGUUGGUUGAACACCUAAGUGUUACAUUUAAUAAAUCGAAAUGUUUAGUGAAGCAGGAUCUUAUAGAAAAAAUUGCUAAGUCAUAA
Brettanomyces nanus is the source of this 228-nucleotide messenger RNA. RefSeq lists its product as uncharacterized. The transcript has 2 exons. Lineage: Eukaryota; Fungi; Ascomycota; Pichiomycetes; Pichiales; Pichiaceae. Bases 1 to 228 code for a protein of 75 amino acids. Gene Ontology annotation, biological process: mRNA splicing, via spliceosome. Gene Ontology annotation, cellular component: precatalytic spliceosome; U2 snRNP. The record is from RefSeq and is a predicted model, not a curated record.